Molecule: messenger RNA, 1556 nt
Organism: Vollenhovia emeryi
Lineage: Eukaryota; Metazoa; Arthropoda; Insecta; Hymenoptera; Formicidae
Gene: wuho
Product: tRNA (guanine-N(7)-)-methyltransferase non-catalytic subunit WDR4
Exons: 1
Coding region: 191-1354 (387 amino acids)
Biological process (GO): RNA (guanine-N7)-methylation
Cellular component (GO): nucleus; cytosol; tRNA methyltransferase complex
Molecular function (GO): tRNA (guanine(46)-N7)-methyltransferase activity; protein binding
Source: RefSeq, a predicted model, not a curated record
UUGCCUGGUAUUGUGUGAUAGGCUUUACGCACUUUACGCGGUUGUAUGUACACAACAUCAUUGCGUCGUCUGCGCCGAGGUUAUGGUUAUCCGCACACGUGUUGCAUGCACGUAACGUCAGUAAUGUCGCUCUCGCUCGUUAUUGAACAGUAAUGUCACUUUGAAAUCCUCACGAACAGCCUUUGCAAACAUGAGCUUCUCCGUAUACGAUUCGUACGUGGCUCUGUGCAACAACGAACGUGUGAUAAUACACGAUGUUGCCAAUGGUACCGAAAACGAGAUAGUCCUGCCCGAUCUGGAGUCCGAGAGGAAGAUAGACGUGCACAACAACGUCGACAUCGAGGCUUAUCACAUGAUAACGUCCCUGACAUUCUCGGACGAUGGGAAAUAUUUUGCGGUGUGCACGAAUCGCAAGCAGCUGUGCCUGUACGAGACCAAGGGCCUGGGGCUCCUGUCGAAUCGGACGCUCGUCAGGGCCGCGAGCAGAGUGAGAUUCUCGCCGGACAACGACAUCGUGAUAGCGGACAAGGCCGGGGACGCUUAUCUGUUCUCAACCAGCCGCCCGACGGAGGCUGGCACCUUGAUCCUGGGCCACUUGUCGAUGCUGCUCGACGUGCUCGUCACGCAAGACGCGAGGUACGUCCUGACGACUGACAGGGAUGAGAAGAUAAGGGUCUCCAGGUUUCCCAAUUGCUACAAUAUCGUGUCCUACUGCCUGGGACACGCGGAAUUCGUGACGAAUAUCUCGGAGCUGCCGCACAAGAAGAGCGUCCUGGUGUCGUGCGGUGGCGACGGCGUCUUCAAGUUGUGGGACUAUAAGCGCGGAUGUGAACUCACGUCCGUCAACUUCGCCGACAAGAUACCCAAGUGCGACGUGGAAAAGUUUCACCGGGACCUCCAAGAGUGUCAAAACGACGAGUCUGUAGAUACACUGCCCGUCAAGUAUCUCAGAGUAUCUUGCCUUGGUAAAACGGAAUCUUUAAUUCUGAUGAGUUUUUAUAGUAGCAAGCUAUUGUUAGUUUAUAGGAUCAGCGGCGACGAUGACGCGCAGUUGAAAGCGAGUUACUUAGAAUCCAUAACUGCGGAGGCCGAACCUGUGGAGUGUCUCUUGCGCAAGCAAGACCUGUGGAUAUUGACGGAUGUAGGAUUUCAAGUGUACAAAUUCGAGAGCGAUAGAUUCGUGGUCCACGAUGCCCUGAAUCCCACAAUCAAGCGUCUCAAUGUGUCCUGGCAAAUUUUAAAGAAUACCAUCGUUAAACAGAAUUUAUUUCCAAUUUUAUACAAGAGAAGAUACGACAACGCACAGGAUUAUCAAGCAAGGAAAAAAACCCGUCUUGCGGGCAACGCAGAGUAGUUUGUAUCGUUCUUACAAAUGUUACAAAUACGAUUGUGUUCAGUAUCUCGUAAUAUACGUUAAUAGACAGUUUGUAAUAAACGAAAUCGGAGGAAAAGAAAGAUUAUAUUUUACAUCAAUCUUAUGCCAAUGUUAUUAACUGUAUGUAUCAUACAAAUUUGCUAAUGUGUUAAUUUUACACAAAUAUAGAACAUACGAGUAA